AUUAUCUCCUUGUUCAUUUUUUAUCUCUAAACAACGACAAGAAUAGAUUGUUAGAUGGUUACGUGUAAAUAUUUAUUUUCGUUCAUCAAAUAAUAGAGGAGUCACUGAAAGCAUAUAUAUUGUAUAUAUUACAUUUCAAACAUGUCUCAGGACAUGACAAGCAGUUUUGCAAUCAAAUUGUAUUCUUUAAUGGACAUAUCCAAUUUUUUACCAUACCCAUUGAAUGUUUGGGACAAGAGAAGUAUAAAUAAAGACUUUAUAGGAAACAAUAAUAGGACUAAAAAUGUAGAUAUUCUGCUAGGAUAUUUCAUUUUACUUUGGGCAACUCUUUAUCUUGUGUAUGAAAAAUGUUUGAAUUCGCUACUUCGUCGUAUGCGUGUUCCAUUGACACAGAGAUAUCGGAUAAUUGAAGCAGUAUGGAAUUGUGGAUUUUCCUUUGGUAGUAUUUGCUAUAUCAUGUCUAUGCCUACCAAGAAUUUAAAUUUCUCAUCACAUGGAUGGAAUAUGACGCAUAAGGAAUUGGCAAUUGUUUUGCACAAAAGUUUCUUUUUCCAUCGUGCCGGUGUUGCAAUUAUAUGUCAUAACGCCUGGAUUCGAGGCUUAAGAAAUCUAUUAUUUGCAUCUUUUAUCUUAAAUAUGCUUUAUCAAAAGUGGUGUGUGAUAGAAAAUGCCUUCCUAUUUUAUAGAGCUGUUGAUAUAAUAUUAAUAGAUAUUUGCAGGAUUCUUUUAUGUACUACUCAAGUUAUUGGUAAAGCUGGGAAAGUAUUUGCUAAAAUAUUAUUCUCGUUUCACUGUCUCACUUGGGUUUAUCUUUACGUAUUUUUUGUACCUAAACUGGUAUGGCCAGAAAAAAUGAAUCAUAUGAAAGUGGAUCUUGCUUUGUGGCUAUGGCUUGCUACAGAAUGUUUGGAUUCGGUAUGGUUAAAACUUUGUGGAUGUGCUAGAACAAAUCAUUGGCUUGAAAUUUGCCUUUUUCCACCACCUUCUCAAGAAGCUAUUGAACUUGCUAAUAUACAAAGGAGGCAUAGAAAUUCUUUAAAGAAAUCGAUUAAUACUAAAUCACCAAAGAAAAAAGAAUUCUGGCAAGCAUUAUUAUGUACAAUGGUGAUUAAGAAGAAGAUCAAUAGAAUACGAAAUGCAAAAGAAACGAACUCUCAAUGCCAGAAUAAUCUCGAACUUAUAUCCGACACGAAUGAUACGGGAAUUGUAGAGGAAAUAAAUUAAAUAAAUUAUCAUAUAUAUUA
Molecule: messenger RNA, 1244 nt
Organism: Vespa crabro (European hornet)
Lineage: Eukaryota; Metazoa; Arthropoda; Insecta; Hymenoptera; Vespidae
Exons: 7
Coding region: 142-1224 (360 amino acids)
Source: RefSeq, a predicted model, not a curated record